Trichoderma atroviride IMI 206040 is the source of this 912-nucleotide messenger RNA. The record is from RefSeq and is a predicted model, not a curated record. Lineage: Eukaryota; Fungi; Ascomycota; Sordariomycetes; Hypocreales; Hypocreaceae.
AUGCCAGCUCCUUAUAGGGCGCCGGCAACCCUGCUAUGGCGCGGGGCACUGGCUUUCCAUACUCUGACGCCCAUACGAUUUGUGAAUACCUCGACACUAUCCAUUGCCUACUAUGACUCGGCGCCAAGAGACUCAGCCGCACCAGUUGCCAUCCUGGUCCACGGGUUUCCGUACUCGAUCGACACCUAUGUCGACGUUGUGCCCAAGCUCUCGGCCAAGGGCUAUCGCUUGAUAGUGCCAUAUCUGCGUGGCCAUGGCACCACCUCGUUUCUCUCGCCAAGCACCCCCCGCAGCGCGGAACAGGCCGCCCUGGGCAAGGAUAUCGUCGACCUGAUGGACGCUCUCAGCACCGACAAGGCCAUCUUUGCGGGCUUCGACUGGGGCUCCGUUGCCGUCAACGUUGCCGCAGCCCUGGGACCGGAUCGCUGUACCGGCAUGGUUGCUGCAAAUUCAUGCCUCAUCCAGAACCGCCAGACGGCAUGGGCCACGGCGCCCUCGCCAUCUCUUGCCACGCGCUGGUUCUUGUACGUCCUGCUCACACCGCAAGCUUAUAGCGCGCUGGCCAUGGAACUGGAUGCGGCGGUUCCGGCGUUUCGCUACCCAGACUAUGUCGACAUCGCGACUAACUUUUACAAGAACCGCCUAUUGUAUGCGCCCGGCGACCCAGCCUAUGCGGAAUUGGCCGGCGACCUAGACUUGCUGCCCGUCAUCAGAGUCCCCUCCGUGACGCUGGACCCGGACCAGGCUCCUGUCUUCCCCGCGACGAAUGGCUCGUCAACUGCGCAGCACUUUUCGGGCCCGCGAGUCCAUCAUAUCGUGCAAGGCUGUGGCGAGAAUAUUCCUCUUCAAAGCCCACAAGUCUUUGCGGAAGCGGUCCUGGAAGUCGCGGCUCUCGGGAGGCGCCAUAAUUAA